AUGGCCGAGUACUUACACGUGUUGGAAAAAUGUCAACAAGACGACAGUGUAAAACGCGAGUACUAUCUGGAACAUCAGAGUUACAACAACUCGUACGAACACAACGAUGAAAUCCGUAUCGAGGUGCGCAACAAGGAGAAAUUCACCGUGCCGUGCGAAAGUUAUUUGCAAAUCGAAGGAAAACUUGAAAAACCACCAGCUGGAACAGCCGGUGAAAUGGUUAUGGGGCAAAAUUUUCUCAUGCACCUAUUCGAUGAAAUCAGAUUUGAGGUAAAUGGUAAAGAAGUAGACAAGAUAAAAUACGUUGGUAUGGCUACAACCAUCAAGGGAUAUUGUUCAUUCACACCCAACGACAUUCGACGAUUACAACCUGCCGGAUGGAAAUACGCGCAAAUUUUGCACAACAACAACGAUUUCGUCGAUGGGACUGAAUUUGUAGCGCAAUGUCCAUUAUCUAUGUGCAUGGGAUUUUUCGAACGGUAUCGGCGCACACUGAUAAACUGUACUCAGACUCUCGUGUUGAAUAGAUCGAGUACCGACAGCACUGUCGUAUCAUUGGUUCCACAGACAACAACAACAACAACAGACGAUAAAGCGCAAGUUGCAACAUUGAUAAAACAAAUCAACGUGAAAAUAUCGAAAAUCAAAUGGGUAGUAAAGUACUUUGAACCCAGCGUGAAAACUGAACUGGGUCUGAUGCGUAUUCUGGACAGCAAGAAAUGGCUCCCGUUAGAAUUUCAACACUGGGACGUUGCCGUUUACCCGUUGGUACCACAGACAACUCAUCACACGUGGUCGGUGCGCACCUAUUCGAAUGUGGAAAAACCUAGAUAUUUACUUAUUGUCAUGGGUGAUGAGGACGAACACGUUCUCGGAGAUUUCAAUCACUGUUCAUUGAGAAACGUCAAAGCGUAUCUCAACGCUGAUGAAUACCCGUACGAAAACCAAAACGCCGAUUUCGACAACAACAAGAUGGAGGAAGAAUAA
Daktulosphaira vitifoliae (grape phylloxera) is the source of this 987-nucleotide messenger RNA. RefSeq lists its product as uncharacterized. Lineage: Eukaryota; Metazoa; Arthropoda; Insecta; Hemiptera; Phylloxeridae. Bases 1 to 987 code for a protein of 328 amino acids. The record is from RefSeq and is a predicted model, not a curated record. The transcript is spliced from 2 exons.